Messenger RNA from Psylliodes chrysocephalus, 471 nucleotides. The record is from the annotation of a GenBank genome assembly. NCBI's taxonomy places the organism in Eukaryota, Metazoa, Arthropoda, Insecta, Coleoptera, Chrysomelidae.
AUGGCUGCUCGUUUUAUGGAAUUACAGUCCAUUUUAUUACUGAUGAUUACAAGUUACAGUCAGUCAAUCACAUUAAAUUUCUUACCAUCGAAUGCGAAGCAUAUAUGUGUACAUAUUGCCCAGCUGUUUUUCAAAGUGCUACGUUUCUAUAAUAUUGAAAACAAAAUUCAAGGUGUGACAACUGACAACACAGAAUCCAAUUUUACUUUCACGUCUCAUUCAAGCACUCUUAUUCCAAGUUUUCACGCAAAAAAUAAUCACUUUUUAUGCUUCGCACAUAUCCUAAAGUUAGGAGCUAAAGAUCUAAUGAACUUGCUUACCGAUAGUUUAAUUAAUAACGAUAUUUAUGACAACCCUAACGACCAGGAUAGUGAAUAUGAAGAAGAGUCAGAAUUUGAGGAAGCCGAAAGUGAAAUUGAAGAAGUAAUUAAAGAGCAUCAGACAAUUGGCGAAGAAGCUUCAAAAAUCUAA